This is a messenger RNA of Paramecium tetraurelia, 1299 nucleotides long. RefSeq lists its product as uncharacterized. The record is from RefSeq and is a predicted model, not a curated record. Gene Ontology annotation, molecular function: zinc ion binding. NCBI's taxonomy places the organism in Eukaryota, Ciliophora, Oligohymenophorea, Peniculida, Parameciidae. The transcript has 2 exons.
AUGUAAACGCAAAAUCAAGAUCACGUGAAAUGCAAGUAUUGCAAAGAAAGAAUACAUGUAAUUUAGAUGUAUGCCCACACUCUAGAAUGCAAUUCAUCAAAUCAUCCCAACUUUAACUCGCAAAUCAAAUCGGUUGUGUUAUCAAAUCAGUCCCAAUUAUAAAAACAGAAGGUUACAAAUUAAGAAAUAAAUGAUCAAUAAAGUUCAUCAAGAUAACCUGAUCAGUUUGUAGAAUCAUUUAUAUAAUCUUCAAUACAACCAAGCAAAAUACAAUAAUAAUAAUCCAUGAAUAAUCGCAGUCACUCUAACUUUCCUUAACAAAAUAACAAAUAAGAAAUACAACAAUCUAAUAAAUAGAGUAGCAAUUUAUAUACGGAAUCAUUGUUGAAAUAAGCUUAAAGGAAAUGCGAAUACUGCGAUGAAGAAUACCCUAUUUAAAUUCUUGAAUAACAUUAUCCUUUAUGCGAAGCUAAAAUACUGAUUGAAUCCUUAACUUUAGCUGAAGACUAGCAUGAGAAUAAUCAUUAUCAAGCUUAAAAUCAACAAGAUUUUUAAGAUGAAUCAGAUAAUUAAGACUCCCAAGAUAAUUAAGACUCCCAAGAUAAUUAAGACUCCCAAGAUAAUUAAGAAUUCUAAGAUAAUUAAGACUCUUAAGAUUCUGAAGUUAAUUAAGAUUAGAAUUAACCACAAUAAUAUGAGGAUAGUAGUGAUUCAUCUGACAAUGAAAACUCUAAUUAUAUUACAUAAAUUCGAGAAGAAAUUCUGCCUGAUGGAUCGAUUUUAAAGUCAAUCACUACUACAAAUUUUGUUACAGGAGAGGUUAGAACUAGAACUGAAACAGUUCAUAUGCCAUAAUAAUUGUAAUAAUAAUAAUAUCCAUAAUAAUUUCCAUAAGUGCCAUUUGGUGGAUCAUUUUAAAGCUAAAAUUAAGGUGGAAAUCUAGUUUCUUUUUUUGAUUAAGUUUUUAAUACAAAUGUCUUUUCUAAUUAACCGAGGUUAAGAAAUAACAUUUUCAUGCCAAUGACGAAUUCUUCAUUCUUACAUCAAGUUCCUUAAGAAUUAACAAAUUUAGCUGUUAUCAAAUAUGUACCAUACGAUGGUCUUGCUCAAGAAUAUAAAUAAUGCACAAUAUGUUUAACUGAUUAUGAAGAUGGAGAAGAAUUAAUUCUACUUCCUUGCAUACAUAGAUUUCAUAAGACAUGCAUUUCAAAAUGGUUUAAACAAAUGACUACAUGCCCUAUUUGCAAAAAUGAUGUCGCUGAACAGGAAAUGGCAUUUGAGGAAGAUGAUUAACUAUGA